AUGGAAGAGGUGGUUCGAGCCUUCCUGAGCACUGGGGACGCCGACGCUCAUCAGCGCGCAAUCGACUACUUCGAAGAACUGAAACACUCGCGCAACGGCUGGAGGCAGAGCCUCGAGACAGUCAUCGGCAGCCCCAAUUUAGAUGGCGGAUCCGUUUUCUUCUAUUUGAGCGUGAUUGAACACCACGUCAAGGUGCACUACGCUUCGGCAGGUGAAGACGAGCAACGAUUAGUUCGCACAUUCUUCGAGGAGUGGCUCGCUCGUGCCGGCCAAAGAAAAUCGGAAGUCUUCGUCGCCAAUAAGUUCGCGCAUAUCGUCAGCCAAAUUGUGCUGGUGGACUUCCCUGCGCGAUGGAGAACCUUCUUCAACGAUUUGCUGCGAAUCACCACGCAGUUGGGCUGGGACCUCUACCUCCGAAUCCUUAUAGCCAUCAAUCAGAGUAUCGCCGAGAGAGAGGUUCAAAGAUCGGCCGAAGAAGCUGCCCGGGGGACUCUGAUCAAAGACACCAUGCGAGAAAUCUGUGUUCCGCAAUUGGUGGACUCGUGGUACAAUAUUCUGGUGACGACGGGUUGCCCUCCCUCAGUGACAGCGCAAUGUCUGCUCACGGUUGGAAUGUACGUUUCAUGGAUCGACUUGAGUCUUGUUUGUAACUCACGAUUCAUGCAAGUGUUAGUGAACUGCUUCUGCCGACAAAACGAAGUGCGAGAAGCAACAAUCGAUUGUAUCACCGAGAUCAUCCACAAGGGGAUGGAACCCGCUCCAAAAAUACAACUCGUUAUCAGCAUCCUGGAUGUGUUCCAACCUAACCUGCAGACCGUGACUCCUUCGACCGCCGACGAAGACAUAGACUGCGUGAUCAAACUCUCGACCAUGCUCAAUAUCAUGACGAGUCACGUGUUGAACGCGUGCACAAAACUGUUACCGAGAAAAAGCAACGACCUACAGGAAGACCAGGCGAGCAUCGUCCGCACCGGUCAUGAAGUGAUCGAGCAGCGUCUCUUCCCUAUAAUCGAGAAAUAUCUCGCGCAUCCCGAUGACGACGUAUCCGCUGCCGUGACGGAGUGCAUUCGUGAAUAUCUGCAAUAUAUCAAACAGAAGCCGUGCGGCGAGGUCCAGAGAGAUAUCGUGCAGAGACUCCUCUUCAUUAUCGUGAAUAAGUACAAAUUCGACGCUGACUACGACUUCGAAUCGAACGGCGGCGAAGAGGCGGACUUCAUCCAAUUCCGGCGCACAUUGAAAGUUCUUUUCGACAACAUUACCCAACUCGACAGAGAUUUGGUUUCAUGCUUCGUCCGGGAGCUCCUGCGAACGACGCUCCCGAAUUGGAAAACGCUGCCCUUCCAGGACGUCGAAGUUGCGAUCGCCUUUCUCUACCUCCUCGGUGAAUCAUCCGCUCAACACAACGUCGCUAUUUCCGUGAUGGUCGCGGAUCUGGUUGCCAGUGAAGUAUCGAACCAUCCGCAUUCAUCGGUGCGACUGCAGUUCUUCGAAACCUGUGGCCGUUACGACAAGGUGCUCACUGCGCAGAUGCUGCCACCUGUCAUUGCCGCGUUCUUGGACGGUCGGGGGCUCCGUGCCGCCGAACCCUCGGUCAGAUCUCGAUGCAGCUAUCUUUUCGCGAAAAUAAUCAAAACCUCAAAGUCCAAGCUCGAAAACUACAUAGAAGAAAUCCUCUGCCGGCUCCAUGACCUUCUCCUGCUGCCCCAGCUCCAACAGGUCAACGAAGGCAGCCGACUCUCGACCGAUGAUCAGCUCUAUCUUUACGAGGCGACUUCGAUUCUAGUCAUUUCGAGUCAGUUCCCCGCUGAGAAAAAGGAAUCCCUUCUGAGACAACUGCUCACGCCUGUUAUUCAGAGCUAUUCAAUGUACACAACGCAACUGAACAUUCAGCCGGAGCCGCUACGCAACCGCAUGGCGGAACUCAUGAGUCACGCCAUCCAUCUGACCUCGCGCACGAGCAAGGCGUUCAGCAAUACGCAGACGAUGCGCGCAUGCAACUGCGUGCAGAUCUACACGGACGCUAUCGCGAUCUUCGAUAAGGCGCUCUCGUUGAGCAAAUGCGAGGAUUCGACCGUCACUCUCAUCUAUUCAGCGUUACGGCAAUUUCUACACCGGAUGGUGGUCUGUCUGGACAGCGAAGACAUGCUGCCGCUCCUGCCGCAUCCCCUGGCGGCAUUGUUGGGGAUCCACGUACCGAUUUCACUCGAUUUCAACUUGGCCGACAGGUCGCGACCCCUGCAGGAGACUAUACCGCUCGUUACUCAGAUCCUGGCCAAGUUCAAACGAGAUUGCAUUCCGCUAAUGCGUGAGCUCUUCCUGCCGACUUUGGAUUUGAUUUUCAAGUGCCUUGAAGUCCCGAUAGAGACGAGCGAUCUGGUUUCCCUCAAGGAGCGCCAGAUGCUCCAGCGCGCUUAUUUCAAUUUGAUUUUCGCCAUGGUCACGUCCGACGUAUUGGCCGAUGUCAUACCGAAUCAGGACAGUCAACGACUAGAACAGGUGCUCACAACCAUCAUCCAGGGAGCGGUGAAUCUCCCGGAUCCAGUGUCUCAGAAAACGUGUUUUGCCACACUCCGCAAGAUGGUCGAGGCUUGGGGAAAGAACUCGGACAACGUGGUGUUCAUGCGUUUCUUAUACGAUGCCAUCCUGCCAGCGUGUUUUCAAGCUCCGUUGCAGGCUUCUUUCAAUUUGGACGAUGCACAGACGGCUCUUGUGCUCUCGGAAACAGCUUGCUGUCUACAAGGCAUUCACAAAGUUAGGAAUAACGAGCUCUUGGUGUUCCUGAGCACCGAGCUGCUUCCGAAGUUGAACCUAGACGUCGUCCAAAUGCAAGAGUACCGCCAUCAACUUCAGCAGGAUAUAAAGAUUUUUCGUCCCUACCUCAAGAGAUUCUUCGAGCAUCUCCGCAAACGGAACGGAAUGUAGUGAGGUCUUCCAUCGGAAUGUGUACAUAAGGGGAGACUUCGUGGAAAAUUACAAAAACUAAUGCCAUCUUCCCACAAUUACCCCCAGUGUGGUUCUGUAGUGGUCGCCAAGCCUGUUGUCCGACACGAAUUGGAAAUGUGUUGCGAGCUAGUUCAACGAACGUUCUGUACAUUAUUGUUGAUGUUCACACGAGUUAUAGAGAGAAUCAAGUUCGAGGCAGAAAACAAACAGCGGCGAACUGACACGAAUAGGACAACGACAGAAUUACUUACGAAGAGCAGUUUCGAGAGCCACUAACUGAACCGUGGAAUCACCGUUAUAUGGAUUGAGAGAUCGAAAGAUAUAUGCUUAUAGAAGAAGCAAAAUCUAGGAGGAACGCGGAAUAGAAAAACAACGCCGAAGGUUUCGAGCUGGUGUUUGAGAUACUUUCGAGAUGUUUAGGAGAUUUAAUACAAUGCUCGGAUGCGGGUCGCGGUGUGUUGUGCGCGCAUCAUUUUAGGCAGACUGGAGUAAUUUAUGAGAGCCGUGUUGACGAUGACCAGU
Messenger RNA from Galendromus occidentalis (western predatory mite), 3465 nucleotides. Its product is annotated as exportin-T. Lineage: Eukaryota; Metazoa; Arthropoda; Arachnida; Mesostigmata; Phytoseiidae. Bases 1 to 2922 code for a protein of 973 amino acids. Gene Ontology annotation, molecular function: small GTPase binding; tRNA binding. The record is from RefSeq and is a predicted model, not a curated record. The transcript has 6 exons. Gene Ontology annotation, cellular component: nuclear pore; nuclear matrix; cytoplasm. Gene Ontology annotation, biological process: tRNA re-export from nucleus.